AAAAGACACCUCAUUUGCCAGCUGCUUCUCGAGAUGGAGAACAAAGUGACUCUUGGCUCUAUCCAAAAGACUGUCUGGGACGGGCGCAUCCCGCUGGAAAUUGUCCUGGCAUCAUCGGAAAGCCGAACCUUUGACCAGACAGAUCCAUAUCUUAUCUCAUAUCCACGCAUCUCAUAUCUGCCCUCAUUGCUUCCCAAGCUUCGAGCAUUUUUCUCGAAUUCAUUAAUAGAGCCGGACUCCUUGCCACAUGAUGGUUGGUUCGAGUUCGAGGGAGUGCCUUUGAAGUGGCACUACCCAGUUGGCCUGCUAUUUGACCUCUAUGCUGGGGCGGACCCUGCUUCAAAGUCUGCCUCAGUGGGUGAUGAAUCUCCUGACAGGGUUUCACCGUUACCUUGGAAACUAGUAGUGCAUUUCAGAGACUGGCCAGAUGAGGAACUCGUGCGGCUUGAUGCUGAUGGGAUGGUAAUGAACGAUGCCUUCAUCAACAGCGUGAAAGAGGCGGACUUUCUCAGAAAUGGUACAGCAAAAGGCAUUAUGAGUCUUUCGAAGGAGGACUCGUCAGGACUUUGGAAGGCCGUCGAGAAUGUUGACCUUCCCUCUUUCCAACGCAUAUCCAGCAUCCUUCUUCCUCAAUUAUCACAGCCAUUCAGAAAUGUUCCGGUCAGGAUCUUUCUCCCACUCCCACCAGAUGCGGAGUCUUCAUCUUUGAAAGUGGUACAAUCCCCAAUUCCACCUUCAAUACCAGCAUCGAGCAUGCAAUCAAGCCAACUUUUGCCUUCACGUGGCAGUCCUACUACACAAACUCAAACCAUGGGGACUGUCUUGCACACAUUACUACCAAAUCUGUUUCCUAGUCGAAGAACUCCUGUUCUCGCGAAGCCUGUUUUGCAUGGAGCUGUGAUACCUAUGUCUUCCCCAAUUGAAGAAGUAGUUAGAAGCUCUGCUUAUGGUGAUGGGUGGGCGUAUCUGGUCGUUCGGAUGAUGGGAUGA
Penicillium antarcticum is the source of this 990-nucleotide messenger RNA. RefSeq names its product autophagy protein 5. The annotation marks the transcript as partial. The record is from RefSeq and is a predicted model, not a curated record. Gene Ontology annotation, cellular component: cytoplasm; phagophore assembly site membrane; Atg12-Atg5-Atg16 complex. Lineage: Eukaryota; Fungi; Ascomycota; Eurotiomycetes; Eurotiales; Aspergillaceae. Gene Ontology annotation, biological process: autophagosome assembly; cellular response to nitrogen starvation; autophagy of mitochondrion. The transcript has 3 exons.